Molecule: messenger RNA, 969 nt
Organism: Xenopus tropicalis (tropical clawed frog)
Lineage: Eukaryota; Metazoa; Chordata; Amphibia; Anura; Pipidae
Source: RefSeq, a predicted model, not a curated record
AUGGAACCAGGGAUCUCCAACCAGUCAUUCAUUUUCUCCUACACUGACUUUACUCUCUUGGGUUUCCCUGGGAUAUCUCGAUGGAGGCCCCUCCUGGCAAUCCCAUUCUUUUCCGUCUACUUAGUUAUCCUGAGUGGGAAUUCUCUCCUCAUCUGCCUCAUCUGCAUUAAGAAGACCCUCCAUUCCCCCAUGUAUUUACUCAUCUCUGUGCUCUUUGCCAUCAACAUCACCAGCAUUACCAUCACAUUGCCAAAAUUCCUCCUAGACUUGUUAUUCCAUCUCAACCAAAUUUCCCUGACUGGCUGUCUUCUGCAGAUGUUUUUUAUCUACUUUAUGAUGACCUGCGAGUCUGCUGUAACUGUAUUAAUGUCCUUAGACAGAUACGUAGCAAUCUGUAGGCCACUGCGUUAUCACAACAUCAUGACCAAAAGUUUAUUGGCCUGGCUGAUAGUCAUUAUAAUAAUUCGGAACUGCAUCCUUAUUUGUUGGGUGCUCCUAUUGAUCUCCGUGGUCCAGUUCUGCAGGUCAAACAUCAUCCUGAACUUUACAUGUGAAAACAUGGCACUUCUCAGUCUUGGAUGUGGAGACACCACCAAACCCCAGAUUGCUGGGCUGAUUGUGCGCAUCAUUGUCACCGUGACUGAUGGUAGCCUACUCCUGAUUUCCUACUCAACCAUACUCUACACAGCCAUGAAAACUGCCACUGGGAAGUCCCGUCACAAAGCUCUUAACACCUGUGGGACCCACUUGCUGGUAGCAGGGGUGGUCUAUGUGUGCGGAGUGCCAUCUUCCGUUGUGUGGAAUAUGGAAACAACCCUGUUAGCAGAUCUUAAGAAUCUAUUCACUGCACUAUACCUAAUAAUUCCAGCUGCCAUAGACCCCCUGAUAUAUGGACUGAGGGUGUCGGAGAUCAGAAAGAGCCUGGUAGAAUACUGGAGAGAAAAGAAGAACAACUUGUUCUCAUCAUAA